Molecule: messenger RNA, 201 nt
Organism: Ascochyta rabiei
Lineage: Eukaryota; Fungi; Ascomycota; Dothideomycetes; Pleosporales; Didymellaceae
Exons: 1
Coding region: 1-201 (66 amino acids)
Source: RefSeq, a predicted model, not a curated record
AUGGCCAUGCUCGCGCUCGAUGACGCCGCUCACGGCUCACGACUCACGAGGACCGACCGACGCCAGUGCGCCGCGGCCGCGUCUGGAGAUCGAUGGGUGCACGAGUCACCCAGCGGCUCCAUGCGCAUCGUCGUAGAGAAGAUGGAGGGAGGCUUUGCUGAAGAGGGCCUAGCACAAGCACGAGAUAACGACGGCUUCUGA